AACAUCUUUGGUUUUAAUUUUUCAUUUUCUUUUUUCCUCUCUGUAAUUUGUGAAAUUUUGGAAUAAUAAUAUUAUGGCUAAGGGAAGGGGCAGUGCGGUGGUGGGUGCAGUGAUGGCUUGCCUGUUGUUGCUGCAGUAUUCUGAGAUGGCUCGAGCCGCAGUCUACACUGUUGGUGGCGCUCCGGGCUGGACCUUCAACUCCGCCGCCUGGCCCAACGGAAAGCGCUUCCGCGCCGGCGACACACUUGUGUUCAACUACAGCCCAGCAGCACACAAUGUGGUGGCUGUGAACAAAGUGGGGUACAGCAGGUGCAUAACUCCAAGGGGUUCAAAAGUUUUCCGAACAGGGAAGGACCAAAUCAAGCUUGUUAAGGGCCAAAACUUCUUCAUAUGCAAUCUCCCAGGCCACUGCCAAGCUGGAAUGAAGAUUGCAAUUACUGCACUUUAAUUUCAAAUUUCAUUAUCUACAGAGUCUUUAUUUUGGGUCAAAUUAAUUAAUUUACUUGAUUAAUUUGAUCUAUGAUUUAGCCUCUCUUAAUUACAAUAAUAAUAGGUUAUUCUAAGUGUUUUGUUAUGAGUGUGUUACUGUACUGUGUGAGGAAUAUGAAGAUGUUUUGCUUAAUAUUAUGUACCCUGGAAUAAAUUUAACUUUAAUUAUUAUGUCAACUUCUAUCAGUAACUUUUUGGUGUUUA
Messenger RNA from Momordica charantia (bitter melon), 693 nucleotides. RefSeq names its product basic blue protein. NCBI's taxonomy places the organism in Eukaryota, Viridiplantae, Streptophyta, Magnoliopsida, Cucurbitales, Cucurbitaceae. Gene Ontology annotation, cellular component: plasma membrane. The record is from RefSeq and is a predicted model, not a curated record. Gene Ontology annotation, molecular function: electron transfer activity.